CCGGUUUUCCUGGCAUGACCUUUUCCCUUGGCAACCACUUCCUCCGAGCAUCCACGGCCAUCUUUAAUUUUAACUCAUUCAUGAAAAGUUGUUUCGCUCAUGUAAACACGCCGACCGACACAUUUGCGCUCAAAGCGUCACCGACGGCGCUGUGUGCAUGUGGCUUUCCAGCGACAAGCUCCAAACUGAGCAGAGCAGCACCGCAGCAGGCUGUCCGCCGAGAUUAAGUAAACACCGACAGCGAUGAGAAAGAAGCAGACUGCCAAACAGAGGAAGACAGAGGAGACUACAGUUGUCCAGGAGUUUGUGGUGGAAAAAAUCAUUCGCCGCAGAGUCUUUAACGGAAGAGUGGAGUAUUUCCUGAAGUGGAAAGGGUUCACCGAUGCAGAAAACACAUGGGAACCUGAGGACAACCUGGACUGUCCAGAGCUCAUCGAAGAGUUCCUGAGAAACGCUCAUUUCUCAGAGGAGAUUGAGGAAGAGCAAAGUGAACAAGAGUUAAUUCCCAAAGAAGAAAUGACAGAGCAAGAGACGGAAAUUUCCUGUAUGCAGUCUCAGCAGGCUCACACUGUGCAGAGCAACAGUGACGUCCUCGAGCCAAACGAUGAGCAGUCAGACACCCCCACUAACCUCACCACUUACCUCGAGCCUGAAUGCAUCAUUGGCUCCACAGACAGACAGGGAGAGCUCAUGUUCCUAGUCAAAUGGAAGAACUCCGACGACGUGGCCCUGCUGCCGGCCCGUGAAGCCAGCGCCAGGUGUCCCCAGGUGGUCAUCGACUUCUACGAGCAGAAGCUGACGUGGCACUGUGGGGACGAGGAGCAGUGAAGUGUGUGUGUGUGUGUGCGUGUGUGGUUUGUGUAUAGAGGCGAACUGAUAAACAGCUGUACUCUCGCCUGAAGCUUAGUUUAACCUCCAUCAUGUGUCCUCCUUCAUCUGACAUUAGAGGCACACUGUGUGAAAUUACGACCCACUGCAGGUAGGAGUUUGAGAUCCUGGCAGGUGCGAGAUCCUCAGUGGGGAUGGAUUUGAAGUGCUCUCGGGUCCUGUGGUGCUCAACAAGGUCUCUGUGCCUUUGUGGAGACUGCGAUGGGGACUAAAACUAACCUUUGUGUGGAGCAGCUGAUUUGAGAUCAGACUAACCUGUAGCAGCUUUGGUCUUGUGUAAACAGACGCAAUCACUGUGGACACGUGUUCUGUCUUUACUGUUAUAUAGUGAUUUAGUAUUUACAGUCCUGUUUAGCAACAAGGUUGGAUGUUUAGUGUGAGCUCAACACUAUCUAGGCAGAGUGAACUAACUGCUGUUCAGCCCGUACCUCCAGUCCAUGUAGCUUUUAGUUAGAGCUGAAGAUUGUAGACUUGUUGUUCGAACGUUUUGGUUGUUUGAGCCUAUAUUGUGUGUGUGAUGUGUUUAUAACCACAGCUUUUACUGUGUCUUACUGUGUCUUUGUAUGGUUGAUUUAAAAUAUUUAAAAAUGUUGCCCUCCAAAAAUGUCCCAUAUUUCCAAUCAGCUGCUAAGUACAAAGUUACCAAGUUCCUCUGUAUUGAAUUAUAACAAGAACAUUGUUGAAUUUUUAAAAUGUUAUUUGGUGCUUACAUAAAGCGAAGACCUGGAGGAAGUGCUCCAAAAUAAAAAGUAGUGUUUCUAAAGUAAAUGAGAUUUACACACAUUGAAAAUAACGUUUGUUCAUUUGUGAUGGCUAAUAAGAUUGUUAAAUGUAGCACUUUAGAUACAAGACUGUCUAAUUAUGCAGGGCAUUGUCUUCCUGUAAUUACACAGGUCCCUGUAUAUGACCUGUAUCUUGAUGGCACUGUCCUGACUCGACAUAUCUCCCAUGACUGUUAUGGGACACUCAGCUAAACCUUAAACCUCUUAAAACACACCUGCUACUGAAUUACUGUAACUGUUGACCAUGGAUCUGUGAUGUCUCUGUGAAUAAAGAAAACCUUUUGUGAAGCUUU
Messenger RNA from Larimichthys crocea (large yellow croaker), 1963 nucleotides. It is a transcript of the gene cbx3b, whose product is annotated as chromobox homolog 3b. The transcript is spliced from 5 exons. The coding region runs from base 244 to 828 and encodes 194 amino acids. The record is from RefSeq and is a predicted model, not a curated record. Gene Ontology annotation, cellular component: nucleus. NCBI's taxonomy places the organism in Eukaryota, Metazoa, Chordata, Actinopteri, Sciaenidae.